Molecule: messenger RNA, 929 nt
Organism: Amphimedon queenslandica
Lineage: Eukaryota; Metazoa; Porifera; Demospongiae; Haplosclerida; Niphatidae
Exons: 3
Coding region: 56-742 (228 amino acids)
Source: RefSeq, a predicted model, not a curated record
UGUUGUUUGUACAAAAGGGUGGGGCUGGGUGAGUGCAGCAGCAAUUUGUGUUAGAAUGAAGAAACCUGAGCUGAUCAUAGCCGUAUGCUGUCUGAUACAAGGAGCAAGAGCUCAAAAAACACUGAACGACGUUCUUGCUGAUGAAGUAGGAUUGAUAAUACUAGUACUAGCUGGUGUAGUAGUUUUUCUCAUUUGCUGUACAUGGCUGCUAUUCACUAUAUGCAUGUGUGACAUAGCAGUGGCUGCACGCAAAGCAAGGCAAAGAGAUAGAGAACUGGAAGAGUUUUAUGCACCCACACCACUUCCACCACGAAGCAGCCAGAGACAAAUGGAGAGUGUAGACUUUCACAAUGCAGCUGGAUUCAUUCACUCGCAGUACAGGAUUGAGGAACAAAUAAGAAGAGAGAACCAGCAGAGACAAGGAGAUGAAAGACAAUGGAAUCCUGCUCCUCCAGAAACGCAGCAAAGAAUAUUAAGCACAUUUCAAAGUUUGACAGUAUCAAAUGAGCCGAAGCCAUCUAUGCCAAAACCAGGAGGAAGAAGCAGGAUAGCAGGCUUGCACUAUGCUUCUGAGGAGAGUGGAGAGGAUGACAAUGAUUCCGAUGAUACCAUAAACUCUAAUAACAUUAUAGAUAUAAUGAACAUGCCUACCAUACAGAAUCACAAUGAUUCCGAUGAUACCAUAGACUCUGAUAACAUUAUAGAUAUAAUGAACAUGCCUACCAUAAGGAAUCAGUACUAAUUAAAGUAGUCUUUUCCCACCAUUAUUAUUAUUAUUAUUAUUAAUUAUGUGAUAUACUUCAUAGUUACACCAUUGUUGUCUAAAACUGUGCAAACAAUGUUAACAUUAAUACAUCAACUUGUUUACAAGGAAAUUCUUUUAUAAUAACAAUAAUCAAUAAUGAGCAUUAUAAGGCAAGCGGAACAAA